Molecule: messenger RNA, 556 nt
Organism: Abrus precatorius (Indian licorice)
Lineage: Eukaryota; Viridiplantae; Streptophyta; Magnoliopsida; Fabales; Fabaceae
Product: cytochrome b5
Exons: 3
Coding region: 81-458 (125 amino acids)
Cellular component (GO): intracellular membrane-bounded organelle; membrane
Molecular function (GO): heme binding
Source: RefSeq, a predicted model, not a curated record
GCACAACAACAUCAUCCACCACCCCCAAACCAAACAACCCAAUUCCAAAUCAAACAUCUGUGUCUUGUCCUCAAACAAACAUGCCAACCCUGUCCAAUUGCUACACCAUGCAAGAUGCAUCUCUCCACAGCACCAAAGACGAUUGCUGGAUCGUUGUCGACGGAAAGGUGUAUGAUGUGACACAAUAUUUGGAUGACCACCCUGGUGGAGAUGAUGUAAUCCUUGGUGCAACUGGAAAAGAUGCAACAGAUGAAUUUGAAGAUGCUGGCCACAGCAAAAGUGCAAGAGAACUUAUGGAGCAGUACUGUAUUGGUGAGCUUGAUACAUCAUCUCCUAUUUCCACCAAGAAACAUUUUUCUGAAAACUUCAUGCAGCUGACAAAGCAAUACUGGGCUGUUCCAGUAGCAGUAGUUGGUAUCUCAAUCGUAGUUGGUUUCUUAUACUUGCGUAGGAAGUGACAAUACACUAGUCUGCAAUUCAAUUAUUGUUAUUGUUGGCACUGAAAAUGAAUCAUUGCAACAAAUUUUGAAUUUUUUUGAAGGGUAAUUGUUAUGAG